CGCGAUGGCGGGGGCAGCGGGGCUGAUGGCCGAAGUGAGCUGGAAGGUCUUGGAGCGAAGAGCCCGGGCCAAGCGCUCAGGCUCAGUUUAUGAACCUCUUAAAAGCAUUAAUCUUCCAAGACCUGAUAAUGAAACUCUAUGGGAUAAACUGGAUCAUUAUUACAGAAUUGUCAAGUCAACAUUGCUGCUGUAUCAAAGUCCAACCACAGGUCUCUUUCCUACUAAAACGUGCGGUGGUGAUCAGAAGGCCAAGAUUCAAGACAGUCUGUACUGUGCUGCUGGGGCCUGGGCUUUGGCUCUUGCAUACAGGCGCAUUGACGAUGACAAGGGAAGGACCCAUGAGCUGGAGCACUCGGCUAUAAAAUGUAUGAGAGGAAUUCUCUACUGCUAUAUGCGUCAGGCCGAUAAGGUCCAGCAGUUCAAGCAGGAUCCACGUCCAACAACAUGCCUUCACUCUAUUUUCAAUGUGCACACAGGAGACGAAUUGCUCUCCUAUGAGGAAUUUGGUCAUCUUCAGAUAAAUGCAGUGUCACUUUUUCUUCUUUACCUUGUGGAAAUGAUUUCCUCAGGACUCCAGAUUAUCUAUAACACUGAUGAGGUCUCUUUUAUUCAAAACCUCGUAUUUUGUGUAGAAAGAGUUUACCGUGUGCCUGACUUUGGUAUCUGGGAAAGAGGAAGCAAAUAUAAUAACGGCAGCACAGAGCUCCAUUCGAGCUCUGUUGGCUUAGCAAAAGCAGCUCUAGAAGCAAUUAAUGGAUUCAACCUCUUUGGAAACCAG
Molecule: messenger RNA, 778 nt
Organism: Tupaia belangeri chinensis (Chinese tree shrew)
Lineage: Eukaryota; Metazoa; Chordata; Mammalia; Scandentia; Tupaiidae
Product: phosphorylase b kinase regulatory subunit beta
Exons: 8
Biological process (GO): glycogen metabolic process
Cellular component (GO): phosphorylase kinase complex
Molecular function (GO): calmodulin binding
Source: RefSeq, a predicted model, not a curated record